Molecule: messenger RNA, 768 nt
Organism: Ostrinia nubilalis (European corn borer)
Lineage: Eukaryota; Metazoa; Arthropoda; Insecta; Lepidoptera; Crambidae
Exons: 2
Coding region: 1-768 (255 amino acids)
Source: RefSeq, a predicted model, not a curated record
AUGGAAGAACGUAAUGGUGGCGCGUCGAAAGGGCAGCAUUCCAGUCAAAGCGAUACAAGUGAUGUUCAUCGCGUUGGUGUAAGGAACAUUCCAUUCUAUCCGGACAAGCCAUCGCUAUGGUUCUCGACGCUGGAAGAGGUUGAAGAUGUCAUUGAGUCACCUCCACAAACUGACAAAUACAAUAAAUUGAAGAGCGAACUGAUAAAACGCCUGUCAGCAUCAAAAGAGCGCAAGGUAAAACAGCUGUUGGACCACGAACAGCUAGGCGAUAGAAAGCCUUCCCAAUUUCUGCGGCAUCUACAACACUUGGCGGGCCCAAAUGUGCCCGAAGACUUCAUCCGCACCAUCUGGACCAGUAGACUACCUAGCAGCAUGCAGACCAUCAUCGCAUCGCAGGCCACUUCAUCCCUGGAAAGCGUAGCUGAUCUCGCGGAUCGUAUCCAGGACAUCGUGCCAGCAUCCCCGUGCGUAGCAUCAACCUCAGCAGGACCGUCAUCACACCGUCAAACCACUGACGACAAGUUUGACAUGAUGGCGAAGCAGAUUGAGAGGCUGACACAGCAGGUUCAUGCGCUUACUACGCAUUCCAGCAGAUCCAGAUCUAAUGCCAGGACCAGAGACGGCAAAGGUAAUCGCAGUCGUAGCAGAUCCCAGGCCAGUUACCGCAAAUAUCCGAUAUGCUGGUACCACUCGAAGUUUGGCAGCAAGGCUCAUUCAUGUGUCAAGCCUUGCCACUUUCAAGCGGAAAACGGACAGGGUGGUCGGUAA